AUGGAGAAAAAUGAUAAUGUUAAUGCUACCGAAAAUGAUAAUCUAGAUGCUAAAAAUAUGGAGGAAAAUGUCAAUGUUAAUGUUGCUGAAAACGAUAAUUUAGAUGAUGCAAAUGCUGAUAAUGCUAAUGAAAACGGUGAAGAUAUAGAUAUUUUUGAUCCAACAAUAUGGGAUUCUCUUAAGUCUAGAAUGAUUGAUUUAUUAGCAACAAAAUGUCCUAAAAGAGAUGUGUUUAUUGUGAAGGGUCCUAAAGAUAAAUCAUUUAGACGUUUUAUGGCUAAUUUGUAUACUAGAAUUUUACCAAAUGGAGAGAAAUGUGAUAAAGAUUGGCUUGUUUAUUCAAAAAAGCUUGAUAGAGUAUUUUGUUUUUGUUGUAAAAAUUUUAAAAGAGAGAUUCGUAUAUGUCAAUUAGCAAAUGAGAAUUUUUGUACUUGGAAACAUGUUGGUGAAAGAUUUAGAGAGCAUGAGGUGGACAUGGAAAAUGUUCACAAUAUGACUACUUGUAUGAAAUAUUUUUGGUACUAUUGUAGUUGGAUGUACUAUAGAACAUUUUCAGAAAGACGUAGAUUUAAACCAAAUUUGAAGGAGUUAACGGGUCUAUCACAUGGAAAAUCGCUCAAGAAUGUUGUUGAAGCAAAGGGGGAGUAA
Lathyrus oleraceus (garden pea) is the source of this 648-nucleotide messenger RNA. RefSeq lists its product as uncharacterized. Bases 1 to 648 code for a protein of 215 amino acids. NCBI's taxonomy places the organism in Eukaryota, Viridiplantae, Streptophyta, Magnoliopsida, Fabales, Fabaceae. The record is from RefSeq and is a predicted model, not a curated record. The transcript is spliced from 2 exons.